AUGAGGGAUUUUUCCAGAGCCGAUUUAUUGCAAAGCAAAAAGUCUAGUGAUAUAGAGGCAGUCGCAGAGGCAGAAAUUGCAAUUACAGAAGAUGAGGUGGCGGAAAGGGAAGCUGAGGCAGAUGCUGCUCAGUGUUUUGUGGAGGCAGCUACGAAGGCAUUGAAAUGCGAUAUUAUCCUAUACCAGCAGAUGGCCACCACCACUCAUUGCAUCUCUGGAUCUUGGCAGUGCACUGCCUAUUUUUCGCAAGCAAGUCUUUAUGAUGUUAAUAAUCCUGCUAAAACUGCACUACUGGUGCGAACAGAUGAGUUGGGCUUCACACAUUCAUCUGUUGCAGAACCAUUCCAUUCCCAACUCUUUCCAAGAACUUCUCUGAAAUUCAAGAAAACUUCAAAACAAGAAGUCAAAUCCUUCAUAAUGGACGAGUGGGCCAAUGUUAGCUUAGAAGGAGCCUCCAGUACACAAGAUGAUGAUGAUGAAAAUAGUUGCAUUGUUGUCUUUGAAGCUGCAACUAGAAACAGGUACAGAACCAUGUGCCGGAUUGGGACUGCAUCAGGUCUUUCAGUGUACAGAUGUGCGUACAUUGCAGAAAACUUCAAUGACUAUUCAAGAAUUGGGAUUCAUGAUGUCUUUUUUUCUCUGAAAUUGGUCAAAGUCAAUCAACAAGAGGCCUUCAACAAGCUGAAUCGAGAAGUUGAAAGAAAUUGCUUACUCCCUCAUCAUGAAAACCUCAUGGGAAUCACUAAAUCAUUUGUGGACAAUGAGAAAUUAUGUGUGGUGUUCCCAUACAUGGAUGUGGGAUCCCUCCGAUCCAUCACUGCUGCGAAAUUCCCUGAAGGUCUUCCAGAACACUGCAUUGUACUUUCUCUCAGGGAAACUCUAUCCGGUCUUUCGAUUAUCCACGCAAAUGGACUCAUCCACAAAGAAAUCAAUGCUGGCCAUAUUUUCUUUAGUUCAAAACCUGAAAUCAAGCUGGGAUAUAGCGCCACUAUAUACGAACACAAACUCGAACAUGGUAGUGUUCAGGCCUCUUCUUCCUCAGUUCUGCCUAGUUAUUCGAUAUGCGAAUGGGCUGCAGCGCCCGAGGUUUAUGGCACACAAAAUCAUUCCAAGGCUUCUGAUAUAUGGAUGAUUGGUAUAACUGCUUUGGAGUUGGCUUAUGGUGACCUUCAGGUGCGUGACAGGGAUAGUUUUGAGGACAUGGUGAGAACAAUAUGCAAGAAUAAAUGUUUGCCAAAGAAAGAACAGAAUGAGAACCCUAACCCUAACAAGAAAAAAAUGGGUUUUCUCAAAGGAUUGAUUCCAUCGUGUGCUGUUCCAGUUAAGUAUAAUGGAAGAGAGUUUUCGAAGGAUUUCGUGAAGAUGGUUGUCAAGUGUCUGAAUUGGGACGCUGAAAAGAGGCCAGAUGCUAAUGAGCUUCUCCGCUAUGAUAUCUUCAACAGGUACAUGGACAUUUACUUCUUUCGAAAUGAGAUUAGCUUAGGAGGGCGUAUACUUGGAGACUGGAGAACAAGUUAA
This is a messenger RNA of Fraxinus pennsylvanica, 1518 nucleotides long. The record is from the annotation of a GenBank genome assembly. NCBI's taxonomy places the organism in Eukaryota, Viridiplantae, Streptophyta, Magnoliopsida, Lamiales, Oleaceae.